AUGGCUAACCUACCGAGCAGCAGCGGAAUGCUCUCUCGACUACUAUCGAACGUCUUCAACACCACCGUCGCUUCGAGAUGCAGCGCUUCUGGCAGAUGGUGGCCACAACCUGAUCGCCACUUCUCCACAAAGCCUGAUGAAUUGUCGUCUCUCGAGUCUUCGAACACUGAUAAUAGCGAUGUCAUUGUGACUAAACAGGGCAUCACCCUUUCCAAAGCAAAUGCUGCUCCGAUUUACUACAAACCCAAAUCGACGGGUCCCGGCUAUGAACUCGUUGAGCACAAGAAAGGAGAAUUAUUAACAAACUAUACGUUGUUUGAAGCCGCUGUCAAUAAAGCCAAAGUUCCUUGGGUAAAUUACGAUGGGUUGACAAGUGAAGAAAGAACGAUUCAUAUGGCACAUAUGAGAGCUAUCAACGAUCGAAAGUUGACUUACCUGGAUCCAAAAACCGGAUACACUGUUUUCACGAUUUCCCAUCAUUUAAAAAGAGGGAAGUGUUGUGGAAGUGGAUGUCGGCAUUGUGCAUACGAAAUGGUCAAUGCUAAAGAAGAAAUUCGGUCUCAGAAAGUGUGGAAUGGAGCCUUUUAUACUUGA
Molecule: messenger RNA, 594 nt
Organism: Caenorhabditis remanei
Lineage: Eukaryota; Metazoa; Nematoda; Chromadorea; Rhabditida; Rhabditidae
Exons: 2
Coding region: 1-594 (197 amino acids)
Source: RefSeq, a predicted model, not a curated record